AAAUGGCAGUGUCGACAUUUCUCUUCAAACUCAAAACACAUACUGUAUAAACUGAAAUAAAAUUUUCAAGAUUUAAUUUCACUUUAAAUAACUAAACUAAUAUUUAGUUGAAUAACAAUUGUUUUUGAUAACUGCUGCGCAUCUGCGUUGCAUUGAGUCAGCCAACUUCUGGCACCUAGAAACGGGUAUUUCAGCCAAGGAUGAACAAAUUCAAUUCCACAGUUCCUGCAAAUUUUUGGGUUUUGCUUCAGAAACUGCAUUUUUAAUGUCACCCCACAAGUUUUCAAUGGGGUUGAGGUUUGAGCUGGCCCCUCAAUUACCUCAAUCCUUUUUGUCUGGAACCAAGACGCUCGCUUACUUGUGUGUUUAGGGUCUUGUUAAAACAGGGGAAUUUCCUCUUCAGCAUAUGGCAACAUAAUCUCUUCCAAGUAUUUUGAUGUAUUCUAACUGAUCCAUCAUUCCUGGUAUACCAUGAUUUUUGCACCACCAUGCUUCACUGUCUUCACAGCGUACUGUGGCUUGAAUUCAGUACCCGGUGGUCAUCUAACGUACUGUUGAUGACCGCUAGACCUGAAAAGAACAAUUUUACUCAUCAGUCCACAGAAUGUUAUGCCAUUUGUCUUUGGGCCAAUCGAUAUGUUCCUGGGCAAAUUUUAACCGAUUCUGCACAUGUCGUUUUUUUCAACAAUGGUGCUUCUUGCUGAUAGCUUAGCUUCGAUCAAACACUACUACUAAUAACAGCAGUUCAUCAGGUUACUGAUGUUGUACUGCUAUUUUUUUAACUGUACUUCACUGUCAAGUCCUUCAAUGUGGCAUCUUGACCUGAAAACCUGAAGCCUUAUUAGUUAAUAGCUAAACAGAGCAAAAAAUUAAUUCCUGUAGCACAAUUAGAAUGAAUUUCAAUGUAAAAUAUACUGCAUGCUACAAGUUUUCAAUCAGCGGUUCAAAACUGUCCUGGAGUACCCCUGUGUAUGCUGGUUUUUAUUCCAACCCCAAUUUCCAUUGAAUAGUUUUAACAAGCUCUUAAUCCUUAAAUCACAUGUUCAUAUUGUGCUUUUUGCACAUGGAAAUCUUAUUUAUGGUAUGUAUAGCUAUCUGUCUAAACAUUAAAAGCACGUAAUUAAAUUAACAGCUUGUUAACAACGGGAUUGUAAUUGUGGUUGGAAUGAAAACCAGUAUACACAGGGGUAACGUUACUCGAGGACCGAGUUUGGGAACCACUGCUUUAAAUGGUGGUUUAGAUCCGUUGUUAAUGAUUGUAUAUCGAUUACACUUACCAGCCUAUAAGCCAGGAGCUGUGUUACAAGAAAGAACAGACUUUCUGAGGUCUGAAUGGGUUCGUGCUUGAAGACACCCCGGUCAACAAAGGGUCUUGGAGUGCGUUCUGGAUGCAGAACUGCUGCAAGUCAGCCGCUGCCUGAGACACCUGGACGAGAGUGGGAUUCACACAGCUAAUGCAAACAAUAUAUAUAUAUAUAUAAUAUCGCAAAUUCAUAUUGCCAUUGCAUCGUAUACAAAACCGCGUCAGAUACACCAUGUAAUUCCCAAGGCGAACCCGUUGACAGACAGUAAUAGGCUAAAUGGGAUAAUGUUGUUGGAGCUGCAUGUAUUCUACGUACCAGAAGAGAAAUGGAAUUCAAAACUCAAUAAAGCGCCAGUUGAAGCCAUCGACACAUUCAUAUCUGGUGGCUUUAUUAGAGUGUAUCCCAACAUAAGUUUAGAAACUCUCAGGGAUGAACUUGGUGGGCUUCUUGGGGCAGAGAAGACAAUUGACAACUUCUCAUUUUUGAAAUGUGUUGGUAGAAGUUUGGCAUUGGUCAAAGCCAAACAAGAAAGGGAACUGAAAGUGAAGUCCUUUGUCCCUCCAUGUGCACCUCAUCCAGAAUUGUACCUGCUGCCCAUGGUGGAACAUAGUGACAGUUUUCUCUCACAUUCACUCACACCAGAUAGGCAGAGCUACCACACAGACCUUCAUAUGUACUCUGCCAAGAGUUUCUGCGUCCCUACUGCAACAAAAAAAUCCUCUAAAUCCCCCCAGAUCAAACGGCAAUCUCCCAAAACACAGAUCAUGCAAAGUCUGGGGUGCUUCAGCUCUAGUGAUGAGAAGGAAGAAGAUCUUCUCCACUCUCAAGAGCCAGAGUGGGAUGAAGCUCACAGCCACCUGGGGAGAGAACGAGAGCAGUCCCCGUCUAUUCUAGCACAGGAAGAAAUUGCUCCAGCCUCAGAGCUAAAAGAUAAAAGCAAGACCUUUGUAACGAUGGGGCCCCGUUUCCGAAGAAACCGCACUAGAGAUUCUGGAGUUCCCGAGUCACUGGAGGAUUGUGAUUCUGGAUUCACCCUCUCCAAAGCCAGGAACUCAAAAGGCUCACAGCCAUUUAAGUACAUUGGCAAGAAAUCAAAUUAUCAGGUCCGGAGAAAUCUCCCCCAUCUGCCCACUCCCGCACAGUCUUCCCCACCCACAGUGCUUCCUCAUCAUGCCAUAGCAACAUGCAAAACCACUGCGACAGUUGUCCUCACAGACAGAGAUGAGUUGAUUGAGCAGCUUAAAGUGGUGAGAGAAGAGAGGAAGCAGCUUGAAAGGACUCGACAAGGUCUGUUGCGGAAAGGCAAAGACCUACUAGUGCAGAACAGAUACCGUAGGAAUCAAGCACGGGACAGUUGGAAGAGGAAGUACUUUGAUACAAAGAAGGCCACAGAACCCCUGGAGAGCACACUAAAAAGUCUCAGACAGGACCUGGAAGCAUUUUAUCAUAAACUGCUCCAUCAGCUACAAGCAAGGGAUGGCAGACGGAAAACCAAACGCCUGGGGAAACGUUACGCCAAGAAUGAGCUCAUCAUCCAGAUUAUUUCAGAGAGCCAUGAACUUGACAAGCUAAAAAAGAAAGUGGAUGAUGCCAAAAUGAAACUUGUCACAGAGCUGAAGCUCCGGAAGCAGGCUGCAACAGAACUUCAGGUACUGAAAGCAGAGCUGAUACAGAAGGUCCAGUCUUCUUUUCCCGUACCACACAAAAAACUUGGGUCCCAAAGCAGGUCUAAAUCCUGACAUUUCAAAGAUUUUCAACUCAAUCAUAAGUAACAAAGAAUGAUGUUUUUUUGUGUGUGAAGAAGCUGUUGUUCUCAAAAGGUAAUCAAGUGUUCAGUAAUUCCAAACAAGAUUGUCAGAGGUGUGAAACCCACUUGUUUAUUGCUUGGAUUCUUGAGUAUGGGUUAUCAUUUUGUAUUUCAAUUUUUUUUGUUGUAAUUCAUCAGUUUAUUAAAGGCUCUGGAAUAAAAUACAAAAAUACUGUAAUAUUUCCAAAGCAAUGUAUUAUGUAUUAUCUUAGCACAUAAAUGAAAAAAAUCAAGGCAACAGUUUGAAAAAUGUUAUGUACCACAAAAUGAUCAUAAUAAAGUGCUCGGUGAAUGUA
Messenger RNA from Conger conger (European conger), 3407 nucleotides. RefSeq names its product spermatogenesis associated 1 (gene spata1). The transcript has 12 exons. Bases 1589 to 3043 code for a protein of 484 amino acids. Lineage: Eukaryota; Metazoa; Chordata; Actinopteri; Anguilliformes; Congridae. The record is from RefSeq and is a predicted model, not a curated record.